Molecule: messenger RNA, 2505 nt
Organism: Paramisgurnus dabryanus
Lineage: Eukaryota; Metazoa; Chordata; Actinopteri; Cypriniformes; Cobitidae
Product: E3 ubiquitin/ISG15 ligase TRIM25-like
Molecular function (GO): protein binding; zinc ion binding
Source: RefSeq, a predicted model, not a curated record
GUUAAGUAAUCUUUACUUUUUUAAGCUGUAUUUUGUGUACAUGUGCUGUAAUGUUUUAAGCGAGCACGGAGCAAGUUGAUAAGUUUGUUUGGAUUCACUUAUCAAAAACACAGGAAGUUUUGCAUUUGUUUAUUGUGAUCUGACAGAGAGCAGAUCAGUAGUAAAUCACUCGAAACUUAACUGUUGUUGAGCUGUUUUCUGUGUCUCUUUGUCCAUGCAGUAAAAUGUCAGAAACCAGUUUUUUAGUGUCUGAGGAUCAGUUCAGCUGUUCAAUCUGUUUGGAUUUACUGACGGAUCCAGUGACCAUUCCCUGUGGACACAGUUACUGUAUGAGCUGUAUUACAAACUGCUGGAAUCAAGAUGAUCAGAAGAGAAACUACAGCUGCCCUCAGUGCAGACAGACCUUCAAUACAAGACCUGAUUUAAAUAAAAAUGUGGUGUUUGCUCAGAUGGUGGAGAAGCUGAAGACCACAGAAAUGUGUGGUAGACCUGGAGAUGUAGAGUGUGAUGUUUGCAUUGGGAGGAAACGCAAAGCUGUCAAGUCCUGUCUGGUGUGUCUUGAAUCUUACUGUCAUACUCAUUUUGAGUGUCAUGAGGUUUCUCGUUCCAGUAAGCGCCAUAAAGUAACCGAUGUGACAGGAAGACUUCAGGAGAUGAUCUGCUCUCAACAUGACAGACUGAUGGAGGUUUACUGUCGCACUGAUCAGAGAUGUAUUUGUUUAAUGUGUGUGAUGGAAGAACACAAAGCCCAUGAAACUGUAUCAGCUGCAGCAGAGAGAACUGAGAAACAGAGAUUACUGGAGGACAAGCAGAGAAAACUCCAUCAGAGAAUCCAGGAGAAAGAGAAGAAGCUUCAGGAUCUAAGAGAGGCUGUGAAGAUUCACACGAUCUCUGCACAGACAGCAGUGGACGACACUGAGAGGAUCUUUACUCAACUGAUCCGAUCCAUUGAGAGAAGACGAUCUGAGGUGAUACAACUGAUCAGAGAUCAGGAAAAGACUGCAGUGAGUCGAGCUGAAGAUCUCUUGAAGAAACUGAAGCAGGAGAUUGAUGAUCUGAGGAGGAGAAACGAGGAGAUGGAGAAACUUUCACAAACAAAAGAUCACAUCAGUUUCCUUCAGAGUUUUCCGUCUCUCUCUGUACCACCUGAGUCUGCAGAUGGCAUGACUACGAGUUUGCUUCUCUCUUUUGAUGACGUGGGAAAAUCUGUCUCUGAGCUAAGAGGAAAAUUUGAGGAUUUCUUCAAAGAGGAGAUAGGGAAUUGCAUCAGAAUCAUUCCCUGUUCUGAACCAAGCACCAGAGAUGAGAUCUUACAGUAUUUCCAUCCUUUCACUCUGGAUUCAAACUCAGUGCAUAAACGUCUUCAACUUUCUGAGGAGAACAGUGUUGUUACCUGCCCUGACACAAUCCAGCAAUAUCCUGAUCAUCCCGACAGAUUCGACUGUUGGCCUCAGGUGUUGUGUAGAGAGAGUUUAUGUGGACGAUGUUACUGGGAGAUUGAGUGGAGUGGGGAUGCAGGGGUGGGUUUGGCGAUGUCAUAUAAGAGCAUCAGCAGGAAGGGAAGAGGUCUCGAGUGUAAAUUUGGAUAUAAUGAUCAGUCCUGGAGAUUGUUCUGUACUCCAACUGUAUAUAUAUUCAGUCAUAAUAACAAAAACACAAAUCUCCCAGUAGUCUCCAGUUCUUCUAGAAUAGGAGUUUAUGUGGAUCACAGUUCAGGAUCUCUGUCCUUCUACAGUGUCUCUGACACAAUGACCCUCAUCCACAGAGUCAACACCACAUUCACUAAACCUCUCUAUCCUGGGUUUGGGAUAAAUAAAGGUUCAUCAGUGAAACUCUGUGAUCUAACAACAUAGAUAAGGCAGAGACGUGCAUAGAAGGUUUGUUGUAGUGGAUAAAAGCUUCUACAGAAAUACAUUCAUUUCACACAGGCAUUAGAGAAAAGUCCUUGUAUUUUUUUGAAAAUGUUAUGUAAACUUGAUGAUAAAGUGAGAGAUCUUUUAGUGUUUAUUAGGAUUUGGCUCAAUGUUACCAUUGUGCUGAAGAGUAGAGCGUGUGUUUAAGUCAAGGAAUGGGCAGUAAAUUACUGAUGUGAUGCUGUCUGUUGUUUUGUGUCAAAGCAGUAACUCUGUAGUUUGCUCAGGAUGAACUACAUGAGAUUUGUGGGAAAGUGAUUAUAACCCUAUUGCACAUAAAAUGUUUGCAGUUUUAUUUUAGAACUCACAUUUGUUUUCAGUGGACUCAAAUGAGUUAAGUUUACAGUAAUAAUAACCAUAUAAAUAUUUUUUAACUUGAAUGGAUCUGGCAAUUGGUUUUCUAAAUGAAAUGAGUUUCUUCCAGAGCAGUAUUACAGUAAUUUAGUGUUAAAUAGGGGAUCGAAUGUAGAACUGUAAAUUAACAGUACAUUGCUGGCAACCCAGCUGCCAGUAGCUUACUGUUAUUUUACAGCACAAUUUUUUAUGUAUUUGUUUUGUAUACCAACCCAAAUUAAGUAGUAAUGAGUACUGC